UACCUCCACUAAAAUGGGUUUAAUAUACGAUGAAAUCUUUCGUGAUACGUAUCAGUUGACUGACGGUGGUACACCACAAAGUUCCUUAAUGAAAUGUUUAUUCGUAUUGUUACUUCGUAGCGGUUUUAUAUUAAUUCAAGCAUCAUGCGUCCCUGUCCAAAAUAUAUACAUAAUACUUAUGAAGAACUUUAUGGACAUGGCUGCAGCCCUUUUAUCUUAUAGCCUUAUCGGAUUUACAUUGUCUAAUGGACACAAGGUUCUUAACGGGUUCGUGGGAUUCGGAAAAUGGAUUGAGGGCGACAUCCUUUACCUCCCUGAUGCGAUUCAAGGAUAUUUGGCAGUACUAAUCGGUACGGGGAUAAUAAGCGCUAGCCUGUCGGGCCGUAUGCACGUUGCCACUCUAAUAAUCAACUGUAUAGCAUAUUCGUCAAUUUUACAACCAAUAGUGAUGUACUGGACGUGGAGUGGUGAUGGACUCUUCUUCGCGACCGAAGUACAACGCAUAACUUACGGCAUGCGUGACUACGGUGGUCUGAUCGCCGUGCACCUACCAGCCUCUAUUGUGAGUUUGAUGGGUAUAUUCUUUUUGGGGAGGAGGGUGAUGAUAUUGCGCAGCAUGGAUCCCCUGUCCAUUGGGCUGGAGUCCACCGGCAGAGCAAUCAUUGGAUAUACAUUUAUUAUUUUAGGAACAAUAGCAUUUGAGUUGCCCUCUUUCAAAACGAUCAACCCCCUUUUUGAAUGCGAGUUAACCAGCCUCAUAGUGGUGAACAAUCUUAUUGCUGUUGCAACGUCUAUUACAGUUGUGACAAUAUGCCAUGUUAUGGUGUAUCAUCGGCAAAUAUUCAGCUAUUGGAUAUUUGUGCGAACACUACAAAGUGCUUAUGCUGGAGUCGUAACAAUUUCGGGUGGAGUGGACGUAUUUUCGCCGUUCAUUUCGUUUUUCAUUACAAUUUUGUCGUCGUUGUUGUUUUUCGCAGUUGCUUUUGGUCUUCAUAUGACAGCUUUUGAGGAUAAUUGUAACGUUGCAGCUAUUCACUUCAUGUGUGGCUUCUUCGGCAACAUUUGCACCGGAAUGGUCAAAGCCAGUCGGUAUGGUUGGAACAUAGGGGUACAUACAAGUGGUUGGUACCAACUUUCGGUUUGGUUUUGUGCAUUCCUAUUUAUAACCAUUUCAACGGCCAUACUCUAUGUCAUAAUCUCCUGUACCCGAAUCCUAAGCGGAGAAGUAGAGUCCCACAAUCAUUUGAUGGCCGAAAAUAUAAAAAAAUCACUGAAAAGAAAGUACUACAGAAGACUUUUUAGUAUUACACACAGGAGACGGUAUUUCGAACCAGCCACUAUUUUGAGAUUAAUGCAGUACAAUUCCCCUUUUAAACCCACGGCUAAUCCAGAGGAGGAACGCUUCAUGAUGAAAUCGUUCUCAUUGUGGGACCCGUGCAGAAAACCGGAAAGGGCGAAUUUACUGUUGCUCGGCGAAGGCAGUUCCGAAAAGGAUUUAGGGGACGGCAAAACAAAUACCUCCACUAAAAUGGGUUUAGAAUACGAUGUACUCUUUAAUGAUACGUAUCAGUUGACUGAUGGUGGUACACCACAAAGUUCAUUAAUGAAAUGUUUAUUUGUAUUGUUACUCCGUAGCGGUUUUAUAUUAAUUCAAGCGUCUUGCGUCCCCGUCCAAAAUAUAUAUAUAAUACUGAUGAAGAAUUUCAUAGACAUGGCUGCAGCUAUUUUAUCUUACACUUACAUCGGAUUUACAGUGUCCAACGGAUUCAAGGUUAUUCGAGGAUUUAUGAGUUACGGAAAGUGGAUUGAGGGCGACAUCCUCCUCCUUCAAGAUGCGAUACAAGGAUUUAUGUCAGUAUUAAUGGGUACUGGGAUAAUAAGCGCUAGUCUGUCGGGUCGUAUGCACGUUGCCACUGUGAUAAUCAACUCCAUAGUGUAUUCAUCAAUUUUACAACCAAUAUUGUUGUCCUGGACGUGGAGUGGUGAUGGUCUCUUCUAUGGGGUCCAAGUUCAGGGUGUAACAUACGGCAUCCGUGAUUAUGGUGGUCUGGUCGCCGUACAUCUAUCAGCAGCUAUUGUGAGUUUGAUGGGUAUAUUCUUUUUGGGAAGGAGGGUGAUGAUAUUGCGCAGCAUGGAUCCCUUGUCCAUUGGACUGGAGUCCACCGGAAGGGCAAUCAUUGGAUAUACAUUUAUUAUUUUAGGAACAAUAGCAUUUGAGUUGCCCGCUUUCAGAACGAUCAACCCCCUUUUUGAAAGUGAAAUAGCCAGCCUCAUAGUGGUGAACAAUCUUAUUGCCAUUGGGACGUCUAUUUUCGUUGUAACAAUAUGCCAUGUUAUGGUGUACCAUCGGCAAAUAUUCAGCUACUGGGUGUUCGUGCGAACAUUACAAAGUGCUUAUGCUGGAGUCGUAACAAUUUCGGGUGGAGUGGACGUAUUUUCACCGUUGUCUUCGUUCGUCAUCACAAUUUUAUCGUCGUUGUUGUUUUUCGCAGUUGCUUUUGGUCUUCAUAUGACAGCUUUUGAGGAUAAUUGUAACGUUGCAGCUAUUCACUUCAAUUGUGCCUUUUUCGGCAACCUUUGUACAGGAAUGUUCAAAACGACUCGGUAUGCUUGGAACUUAGGAGUACAUACAGGUACUUGGUACCAACUUAUGGUUUGGAUUUGUGCCUUCUUUUUUACAACUAUUUUAAUGACGAUAGUCUAUGUCAUAAUAUCCUGUACCCAUAUCUUAAGUGGAGAAGUAGAGUCUCACAAUCAUUUGAUGGCCGAAAACAUAAAAAAGUCACAGAAAAAAAAAUUUUACAGAAGACUUUUUGGUAUUAAACAGAGGAGACGGUAUUUCGAACCAGCCACUAUUUUGAGAUUAAUGCAGUACAAUUCACCUUUUAAACCUAUGAGCAAUCAAGAGGAGGAACGCUUUAUGUGAAUUACCUUAUUAUAAUUCAUAAUGCACGAUUAUACAGUUGUUAUAUUUUUAGAAACAUUCAAUAAAUGUUAAAAUUAAA
Messenger RNA from Aethina tumida (small hive beetle), 3005 nucleotides. RefSeq lists its product as uncharacterized. The transcript has 9 exons. The record is from RefSeq and is a predicted model, not a curated record. NCBI's taxonomy places the organism in Eukaryota, Metazoa, Arthropoda, Insecta, Coleoptera, Nitidulidae. Gene Ontology annotation, molecular function: ammonium channel activity. Gene Ontology annotation, cellular component: membrane. Gene Ontology annotation, biological process: ammonium homeostasis; ammonium transmembrane transport. Bases 14 to 2926 code for a protein of 970 amino acids.